This is a messenger RNA of Pelodiscus sinensis (Chinese soft-shelled turtle), 496 nucleotides long. Lineage: Eukaryota; Metazoa; Chordata; Testudines; Trionychidae. The record is from RefSeq and is a predicted model, not a curated record.
CACCAUGUGGAGGGUGACGAGCACUUCCGGGGGCCACUCAGCUUCCAGGAUCCCAGCAGGGGGUGGAUGUUAAUUGGAGGGUGUCCAGUCCCAGCCCAGCUGUGCUUAGUGUGGGCCUUUCCCCUCGCAGCAGGAGGGCUGAAGUACUUCGGGUCGGCGAAGGCGCGCUACGAUUUCUGCGCACGGGACCGGACAGAGCUGACGCUGAAGGAAGGCGACAUCAUAAAGAUCCUGAGCAAGAAGGGGCAGCAGGGCUGGUGGAAAGGGGAGAUCUAUGGCCGGGUUGGCUGGUUCCCAGCGAAUUACGUGGAGGAAGAUUACUCGGAAUAUUGCUGAGGGCUGGCGCCUUGUGUAAUUCCCCAUCCUGAGAUUGUGACUCUGCUUGGCGCACACACCGAGAGCUCACACAGACACGUCUGAGGCCCACAAGGGGGCUCUGUAGCAAGAAGGGCGGUUGUGUUUGCACCCAGUGACAAGUGCAGCAAAGCGGUUUGCC